AUGUCCAGGCGUACUAUGGGUAUUUCCAAGGCUGUAAGGAUAUCCUCUCCGCGUCCUCGAUCAUCGUCGUCCACCGGGCUAAGAACAGGGCUCGGAUACAGCGUUCAACUCUGCGACGGAUCUUUACCUCGCAGUCUUCGCUACGUACAUGUUCUGGAAUCUGAAUUUGAAGCUGCACGUCAAACUCGGGAUAAUCAUUCUGCUCAGCUUGGGCAUUCUGUGGGUCCUCUUGUGUGCCUGUUUGCGUCUCGCACUUCCAAGCUGACCCUAUGUCCCCCCAGGGCCAUGACGGCGUCCAUCAUCAAGACUGUCCAAACACAUAUCCUCGCCAAGAUGGACCACGACCCGACAACCGCCACGGUCAACCUGGAACGGUGGCUGUACAUAGAGACCUACCUGGUGAUCAUCACGGCUUCCAUCCCUUGUAUCCGUUCGCUGACGCGAUCCGUGAAGAAACGGUCGCACCUCGCCGGCGGAGAUGCGCACGAACUAAGCUCACCAUAUGCUGAACAUCGGAGGCCAGUGUUCCCAGCCAGGCGACCGGAAGUUCUUGUGGGGUGGGAGCAAGUUCAAAACGACUCUGAAGCGCCCAGCAGCGAUGAUAGUGUCUUCGAGGGGGUCUACCGUGGUCGAAUGCACCAGUCGAAAAUCACAAAGGGGGUCCGUAUAUCCGUGCAUUCAGGGACGGCAGAGACUCUCUAG
Messenger RNA from Monascus purpureus, 702 nucleotides. The record is from the annotation of a GenBank genome assembly. NCBI's taxonomy places the organism in Eukaryota, Fungi, Ascomycota, Eurotiomycetes, Eurotiales, Aspergillaceae.